AUGGCGGUCGAGGACGAGGAAGACACGUCGGAAGGGGAGGAUCUGCUGGCGUCCGUAGAAUUCACACCGAGCGAGAGCAUCUCCUCGACCAGCGCGACUGCACCCAGCGAUGCGGAUCAAGAAGCGAGACAGGCACAAACAUCAACGCCGAAGACAUCACAACCUCCCGCGCCAUCAACAGAACCUGAUUACACAAGUUCGAAAUCGACUCUGUUUGCCCAAGACGAGCCCACGAAAACCACGCAGAACCCGCGGUCUCGAAAUCAAGAAACCCAGCCAUCAUAUGCCUCAGCGCGCGCCGCUUUGUUUGCUAACCGGAAACGAACCGAUCCGGCGCACGCCGCUGCCAACACAGGCGUGUCCACUGCCACCGCCGAAGCCAUCCUCGACCAGCAGGCCGGCGAGCGCGAAGACCUUGCCGAGAAAGUGUACAAGAUGGCACAGGCCAUGAAGAAGCAACAGAUAAGCAUUGCGUCCAGUCUAGACGCCGAGAAGGACAUUAUGGGCCGUGCGACAGAGGGCAUGGAACGAACGGGGCGUGGGAUGGAGGCUGCCAAGGGAACCAUGGGCUCGUUGAUGAGGAUGAGUGAAGGGAAAGGCUGGUGGGGGCGCAUCAUGCUGUACGCUUGGAUUUACGGGCUGAUGGUCGCUUUGGUGUUACUGGUCUUCGUCACGCCCAAGCUCAGGUUUUGA
Messenger RNA from Emericellopsis cladophorae, 693 nucleotides. RefSeq lists its product as uncharacterized. The record is from RefSeq and is a predicted model, not a curated record. Gene Ontology annotation, cellular component: SNARE complex; endoplasmic reticulum. The coding region runs from base 1 to 693 and encodes 230 amino acids. The transcript has a single exon. Gene Ontology annotation, biological process: retrograde vesicle-mediated transport, Golgi to endoplasmic reticulum. NCBI's taxonomy places the organism in Eukaryota, Fungi, Ascomycota, Sordariomycetes, Hypocreales, Bionectriaceae. Gene Ontology annotation, molecular function: SNAP receptor activity.